CGCAUAAUCGCCCAGGUGACGUCAGUGGCCGAGGGGUGUCCGUUUUCUCCAGCGCGAGGGAACUGCGAUGCCCUCUGACUUCAUCUCCCUCUUCAGCGGGGACCUCGACCUGACUUCUCCCAGAUCCCUGUACUCCAAAGAAUCAGUGUAUGACCUUCUUCCCAGAGAGCUGCAGUUGCCUUCCUCCACUCAGCAGAACCCAAACGCCAUGAGUCAAAAGAGUGGCGGAGAGGCAGGGCCUCCCCCUUCAGCUCCUCUAGCAUCAGAUGCCAUGCCCUCUUCUAUGACCAUGGAAGGCCCCCGCAGUGCUCUUUCCACCUCUUCCAGCUCCACCAUGCAUUCCAGUACUUCAGUCAGUGACCAGAACCCAGUUCACAGUAACAAUGUUGACCCAGAGGAUGCCAGGAGUAGCAGAGCGGUACCAGAGGUUGUGGGAGCAGAAAACGGGAAUGGUAACAGCAGCAGUGGUGGUAACUGCAGGGGGAGCAGUGAACUAGGGGGUGGAAGAGGUGCGACAUCCCAGGAAGCCCUCCCACAUCACCAGAUGACCCCAUCUAAGCGCCGCACCAUACUGAACAUCUCUCCACCUCCACAAGACUUGUUUGAUGACAGCCGUAUGUCCUGCCAGGAUGAAACAUCCCUGGACUCUGAGCAGAGUAACAGCAUCUGGAUGGAUGACUCUCUCUCCAACUUCAGUGUCAUGAGUGCUGUGUCUUACAACGACAACACAGAGGUACCAAGAAAGUCCCGUAAACGUACCCCUCGACAGAGGCCUGGACCCAAGUCCGUGCCUGCACAGGGAGCCAGCAUGGACGUGUUUGAUGCCGACAGCGCCAAAGGCCCACACUUUGUCCUGUCACAGUUAGGCCCUGACAACAAGACCGGAUCUAAAGGAAGCUCUGAUGAUCCUCAGACAACUAACCAAAAAGGGGGAACUCUUUCGAUGCAAUACCCACAGAAGAGUGAGGGGAAGGAACUGAAGAUCCUUGUCCAGCCUGAGACUCAGCACCGAGCCCGCUAUCUGACUGAAGGCAGCAGAGGGUCAGUGAAGGACCGUACGCAGCAGGGCUUCCCGACUGUGAAGCUGGAGGGGGCAAACGAGCCGGUGAUUUUACAAGUGUUUGUGGGCAGCGAUACUGGACGCGUGAAGCCUCAUGGAUUUUACCAGGCGUGCAGGGUGACCGGCCGCAACACCACAACCUGCAAGGAGGUUGACAUCGACGGCACAACUGUCAUUGAGGUUUCCCUUGAUCCAAGCACCAACAUGACACUAGCGGUGGACUGUGUCGGGAUCUUGAAGCUACGUAAUGCUGAUGUCGAGGCUCGUAUUGGCGUCGCUGGGUCCAAAAAGAAGAGCACACGCGCUCGCCUGGUGUUUCGGGUCAACAUCCCGCGUUCAGACGGAUCAGUGCUCAUACUCCAGACUCCCUCAUCUCCAAUCUUGUGUACCCAGCCUGCAGGGGUGCCUGAAAUCUUGAAGAAAUCACUGCACAGUUGUUCCGUGAGGGGUGGAGAAGAAGUCUUCAUCAUUGGCAAAAACUUUCUCAAAGACACCAAAGUCAUAUUUCAUGAGAAUGUUUCUGAUGAGAAAUCGUGGAAGGCAGAGGCUGAAAUCGACAUGGAGCUGUUUCACCAGAAUCACUUGAUAGUGAAGGUUCCUCCGUACCAGAAUCAAGCCAUCACCUCAUCAGUGUUUGUGGGAGUCUAUGUGGUGACAAAUGCUGGGAGAUCCCAUGAUGUUCAGCCUUUUACUUACACUCCUGAUGCGGCAAAACAUGAAGUUCCCGUGAAGAAAGAGACGUCGUCUCCAGUGAAGACUUGUAAUUUUGAUGAACAACUUAAAGUUCUAGAUGGUGCUUUGAUGCCCUCUAUGUUGCCUUUAGUGAAAAGAGAAGAUGUCACUCCAAUGGAGGUGACCAGCAACCUCCAAUCUUCUGGAGUAUUUAAGCAGACUGGUGACCUGUGUCUAGCCCAGCAGAACACAGACAUGACUACAGGACAUCUAAAUAAAAACAGACCCUUCUCCAACAACCUGUCUCAGGCCGCAUGUGACCCUGACAAAGGCCAGGCUUCUGUUUUUACCAACACUGAGCCCUUGAGCACCAUCCAGAAGCAGGACAUUGCUGCCACCAGUUCAUUUUCUGUGCCUGCGGACUCCCUGCUCCAGCAAGGCUCACAGCAAUUCCUCCUGGAGCCCAGAGAAGGCCUCGGGCAGGAGAGGCCAGGCAGUGGGUCUGCUGGUGUGACGAGGCUGUGUGGAACACCUACACCCCAACAGCAGCAGUUGCCGCUGUUCCCUCCAGAUGAUGUGGCCAAAGGGUUCUGUAAUUUACCCCUUCAGUCUGACAACCCCCUGGCCAAACAGCAGCAGCAACAAAUCCAGCACCAACAACAGAUCCAAAAACAGCAAAUCCAACACCAACAGCAACAGCAGCAGCAAAUGCAGCAACAACAACUGCAACAGCAGCAGCAGGUGUUGGAGAAUUUACAGCAGCAUUUGUUUCAGUCACAGAUUCAGAUGCAGUGUGGCAUUUUUCAAGAUGCCUCACAGGGCAAGAACGCAGAACAGCAGUGCUCAUCACAAGGGGUGGUGCCAAACACAGGGUCUCUUUUCCAGCAGGCCCAACAGCAGCAACAGCAGCAGCAGCAGCAGCAGCAACAACAACAACAGCAACAACAGCAACAACAGCAACAAGCAGGUCUUUUUCAGCAGGCAAAUGACCUACUUUUAAUUCAGACCAACUUCCUCCAGCAGACACCCUCUCACCCUUCACCACCCAUGUUCCACAAUCCCAGCUCUUUGGCUGAAACACAAGAUCCACAGGGGGCUCUGUUUCAGAAAUCAUCUCAGGAGCAGGUCCAGGCUUCUCUCUUUCAAAACACCAUGACAGUCCUACAGUCUCCAGAGCAACAACCCUCAGCGCCUGGACUUUUCCUCCCCCAAUCCUCCCUACCCAAUCAGCUCGCAACCAGCAAUUCUCAACAACAGCAGCAGCAGCAGCAGCAACAACAACAACAGAAGCAGCAGCAGCAGCAACAGCAACAGCUGGCCUUCCUGAGUGCCUUACAAUCCCCUGCCCCUGAACCACAAUCAGUAUUUCAGGCUCAGACCCAGCUCUCCCCAAUCCAGCAGAGAAGCCCCAUGGAGCAGCAGCAGCAGCCCUCCCAGCCUCAGACCCACACACAGCCGACCCAGCAGGCUUCCUUAUUUCAGAACAUCUCCCCACAUCCACCUUCAAACACGCUAUCUCCAGCCCAGCAGCAGCAACAGCAGACAAACCUACUGUUCUGCAACAACACCCUGUCCACACCAGAUCAGGCCUCCAGCCUCCUGUUCAACAGCCAGGGCCAGAUGCCUCCUUUGACCAGCAGCAGUCUAGUUUCUCAAGAGCCCCAGAACUCCUCUCUGCUCUUUUCCCAAUCUAAUAUGGUGACAGUAAACCAGCAGGACCGCUCUGAGCCCAUGGCUUUGGGGAACCCCACCCAUCCACGACAGCAAGUCAUGUUUCAGGAGCAACAACCCAUGCAGCUGGGCAGUAGCUCAAACAACCGGCAGGAGCAGCCUGUGGGCCUCUUCAUGCCUCAGUCCAACAUGGCCUCUCUGCAGGGGGGACUGGCUCAGGAGCUCACACAGUCGCCCAUGUUUGCCUCACAGAACGGCGUGGCGAGCCUUCAGACGACCACCUCCUCCCCUGUCCAACAGCCAGGAGCGCUCUUUCAAACUGCUGUGAGUGGGACCAUUAAUCAGCCCAGCCAGCCCCAACAACCUGGCCUGUUUCUUUUUGGGAUUCAGAACGGAUGUGGUCAGUUGAUGAACACUCCUGGAAACACGCUGUCCGAUCAGAUAAUAGCCAUCAGCCAGUCUGGUCAGAGCCAAAGAGAGAGUGACGCACGGAUCCAGUCCCUUCUCAGCCAGUCCCUGUCUCAGUCUGGGACUGUGCAGAACAGCAUGUCUGCCCCGCAAAACAUGGAGAAGAUUGAUGACCUGUUGGUCAGCCUUCAGGAGUCAGGCAGCAACUUAACUCGGUCAUAUUAACUUUCACCCUUCAUUUUAUACCGAUGAUAAAGAGAAAAGUUCAAAUGUUGUCUAUUGAAAAUAACACGCAGGUAAACCCUAACCCUAACAUGAAUUAAUUUGAAAGAAACUGAGCAUUAUGUUUUACAUAAUGUUUUUCUAGCCUUCUAAUACAUGAUUUGGUUUAGAACUAAUCAGAACUAAGGAUUCAUUGGGAAAAAAACUGUGAAUGUGACCUAGACAUUGUUGAGUGUCCCUCAUCCAAAACGAUGGCGGAAUAUGUGACAUAUUUGUUAAAGAUCAUAAAGGCAAACUGGAGAAAUUGAAAUCCAGAUACUGAACAGGAAAUUUUUAAGACUGACUCCGCAUUGUUAAAACAUGCAUGAUAAGAUUGAGGAGAGGAGAACUGUGAGAAAAAAUAGUCAUGAGUGUUUUGAAGAUGAUGACUUAUUCAUUUAACUUGUGAAUUUCUUUCCUAUCUAGUAGAUUGUAGUCAUGAGCAGCACCGUCUUUCAGUUCUCGUGGUGUUUUCUAAAGUGUUCUCCAAAGUGUUUAGUGGUUUCCAUGAAUAGUGUUCCCUUUAAUACUUCUUAAUAUUUUUGUUUGAUUGUAUUUUUGGUUUGUUGUCGCUGCAUUGAAGGUGGAGUGUGUGUGGUACGGGCAGGAAGGUUUGGACAGGCUGUGGUAUGAAUGAUUGAGUACAUCAAUAGAUGUCGAAAGUAACCGCUGUUGACGCUUUCUCAACAGUGCAGAAAGGGAAGUGAAAGAAGGUUUAGAGGGCUGGAGAGGAGGCGGGACAUUGAGAAGUAGAAAACUGAAGAAUAUAGGAAUUAAUUGAAACAUUUUCUACGCUUAUCUGAUGCGUAGUCACAGUGGACAGGUGUCUAUCAUAUAUGUGGGCGCUAAAUAUAUGAAAGCAGCUGGCUUGCACCUGGUGAUAUGAUUAAGUUCACUCAAUCUGUCUCUGAUAGCCCUCAAAGUGACUUAUUGAUUAUUGAUAUGAUAUAGAAAGGAAAUAAAGGACUGUAGCAUUUUUUUUGCUAUCUGCAACAAAACCUUGGCUAAACAAAAAUAUAGACUAGUUUGGGCUUGUUAGAAACAGUAAUGCCUACAAAAGAAUAUUUUUCGUCGAGCGAAUUGCUGUCGGUGUGGCAUUGCAGUGGAGAUGGCCACUGCCAGCUAUGAAACAUAUUCAAUAUUAGACACUUUGCUGUCUCCACCAGUGUACACAUAGUGCUUUGUAAUGUAGGUAAGUGAACGUGUUCAGGCUAACAUUUAGUCUGUAUUCAUCGAACUGUGUCAGUUUGCGACUUUUUACACAAAAUAUCCUCCUCUGAAUACAUCACAAAGAGACGACUCUUUUCAGAAAGUGUGGUGGUGGAAAUAAUGGCUGAUCCUUUUUUUUACAUGCAUUAUAUUCAGCAAUUAAAGAUGCUGUGACCACUUGACUCAUCGAGGGUACACUACAGUCCCAAAAGAGGUGGUUUUUCUUUUUUUUUUCUUUUUUCUUUUUUUAGUCGCCUCUUCCUCAUUGUUUACAGUGAAGAAGAUACAUUUCACUCUGUGUUUGCAUGGCAACAUUUAUGUAGUCAAGCAGACCCAAUAAAAAUAUCUCCACUAGCAUUUAAUUUUGAUCCAAUAUCAUUCAAUUAAAUACGACAGUGCAUCUCAUUGCCAGCCAUGUUACAACUACAACUUUUCAUUCCCAAAACCUAGUGCAUUAUUUCUUUGUGAAAAAGAUAAAUGAUGAUCUGGACAAAUGAGAAAAAGUUCUGGUUCAAGAAAUUUUUGUUAGUAUUGUGAUUUCAUUUGACAUAAAACUGUUAUUUAAAAGCAUGCGUCUACAGUAGAGAGAGUAGAAUGUAAUAUAGCAUAUUAAUAUAAUUUUAGUCAUAAGGUUAGGAUCAUUGUUGUGUUUUUGUGUCAUUUUGAUGGCACAGUCUGCGUCCGGCACGCAUGAACUGGAGUAGUAUUCUUAAAUGAGCUAGAAAAGAGCCUUUUUACUAGUUUUAUGAAAGUGAAGUUAGUUUGCUACAACUGUACAUUAUACAUGAUCGUCUGGAUUAAGGUAUUACAUGCAGGAAUAGAGCCCAUUUGACAGGUUUUGUGAGAAAUGCAAACUGUUGAAGUUCUGCAGAUUAAAUGUUCUCCGCUAUAGUCGGCCUCUGGCCUCAGGACCAAAGUUUGACUCCAAUCUUGCUUUGCAUGAAUCCUGAUGAUAGGCCACUUUUAUGGCCCCUGAGCUCUUUUUUCCUACUUGCAGUUAAGUUGGAAUACAGAAAGGCAUACACGGCCUAUUUUUGCUCCUGAAUUUAUAGAUUUCAUUGUAAGGCAUGAUGCGCGGCUGUCACACCUUUCUUUCUGUUUGUUGUGUUGUUUUGGCAAAAUAGUUUGUGUCAUAGCUGUGUCAUAUUUAGAUUGAGUCUACGUGUAUGCAUGAACAAGGGGCUGGUCUCUGAUGAUGACAAAAUUAGCUCAGUUUAAUGCAUUGUUGUCUUGUUUUCUCUGUACAGUUGUUAGAAAUUCAUAAACACAGUUACAUUUUAUACACUUUUCAAUCAGAAACAGUUGUUGUUUUGUGAUGGAGAUUAUGUUAACUUGAUUUGUGAAACUACAGUGGGUCUGUUUGAGCAGUUUGAGUGGUUUUUAAAGGGACCCUACUCCUGAAGGAAACCUGACUUUGGAGAAAAUAGCUAUCUGUGAUUGGCUUUCUUCAACUUGUGAAGUAGAAAAACUUAAGAUUUCCAGUGUUUUAAUAUUUAUGAAUUUAUUUGUUUUUGUUUAUUUUACACUUUUUUUGUAGUACCUGUGCACCUCAUUUUGGAGAAGCAUGUCUAAUUUAUUUGUAUGUCGGAUAUUAUCUAAAUUGUUUCCCGUAAUAAUAGUUCUAACUGUUUUGAUGACAGCAAAGUGUUAAAGCCCAUACACUCUGAAUAAUAUAUAUAUGCAUUCCUGUGCACAGUUGCUCAUGUGUUUGGUCAAGGCUUGUAAUUGGAUCCCUGGCCCUGUUGUCCUCUUUAAUGACAAGGUUAACAGCAGAGGAAAUUGAACCAAACUUCAAGAGUAUUUACUGUCAAAAUAAAUCAAUAAGAAAUCAUUUAAAAUAAGACCAACUAUUUUCAGUAUUUUUACUGGGAAUAUAGUACUGAUUGUUAUUAUACAGCACGGCUGUACACGCCUCACUUAGAUCCAGAAUGUUCUUUUAUACAUAUACUCGGGAGGUGAUUACUUUUUUGUAAUUACAUUUUCCUUGUUUGUUUAUUUACAAUGUAACUGUAGAUCAGAGAAAUAUGAGUAUUACUACAAACUAACUUUCUCCGUUUCCUGCAAUAGAACAAGAUUUGGCUUGCUUUUAAUUUUAACGGAUAAUUGAAUUAUCAAUAAACUGAGUUUGCCAUCAUCAGUUAUUGAGACUUUUUCUUUUCCUAAAAUGUCACUUUAGACACUAAUAUAAGCUCUACAUGUGCCUUGAGGAGGUGGCGUGGUAUCGACCAGAUGUUUUACCAUUGUUGUCUGUUUAACAUCCCACUGGCCCCACCGGUGAUGACUAGUCCUCAUUAACUAGAAUGUUUUAAGCCAUAAGACUUUAAGUGUGCUUUACAUGCUCAACAACCGUGACCAUGCAGAUGAGUGUGGUUGUGGUUGAUAAAUGUGUUUUGCAUUUUCUGUCGUGCAUCUUACUUGUUUGUAUUGAAAUAUCCAUUGCAUUUAUGUUUUACAACAUAGAUGCAGACAAAUUUUCUCUGAAACUGCUAUGCAGCUAAUAUACUGUAAAUGUAGAUCUGUUAGUUUUUGAAUAUAUAUUUUUCUAUAUAGCCUCUCCUGAGAAACCAAAAUAGAUGUUCUGUCUAUUAUUUAUGAUGCUUGUUGAAAUAUUUCCUGAUGCUUUACGUGCCGCCUAAAUCUGAUUCAAAAUAUUUUAGUGAGUUAAAAUGCAAAUUUCUCUCCUCAGCAAAAAUCUCAGACAUAGUUUUAUUUUAUUUUUUGUAAUUCAAGGGUCAAAAUUUUGUUUCUUCUUUUUUUUUAAAUUACAUUAUUGCUUGCAGAGUUUAUGUGUUGGUUUGUGUUGUGUCCAGGCUUACUGUUUAUUGGUGUAGUGGUUGCUCGUCUAUAUGAUUUAUCUCAGGGCCUCUGAGUUACCAGAAUGUCAUUUGAUUGUCAUAUAUUUUGUUCUUAUUCAGACAAAUAACGUCAAUGCAUACUAGUUUGGUUUGUCUUGUGAUUUAAAAGUAUACAAUCUGCAAAACAUCAAUAUUUUAUGUAAUUUAAUCUAAAUUUGUUCCAGUCUGAUGUUAUCAAUUUCCCAAAAACAUGUGCCUGUUCCACACCUCAGUCACAUCUCUGAAGUCUCUUCACUCUUGACACAAGAGAACCACUAUACUAGUAAACAGAUUAUAUCAGUCUUGGAAAUAGUGAGGGGGGAAUUUAGCCUUUUUGUGUCUAACAAUGUAAAAAAUUGUCAAACAAUCACCCUGGGUAGAAAAAAACAACCCUAUAUAUAAAAUUCUAAAUAUUUGGCUUUUGUUGGGACUCUUUUUUUUCGCAAAUAUUUUUUUCGCAAAUAUUUUUUGUUUACUUGCUGCUAUCUAUAUUAAACAUAUAUAUGUUAAAUGUUAA
Molecule: messenger RNA, 8632 nt
Organism: Scophthalmus maximus (turbot)
Lineage: Eukaryota; Metazoa; Chordata; Actinopteri; Pleuronectiformes; Scophthalmidae
Gene: nfat5b
Product: nuclear factor of activated T cells 5b
Exons: 13
Coding region: 68-4036 (1322 amino acids)
Biological process (GO): cytokine production; calcineurin-NFAT signaling cascade; regulation of transcription by RNA polymerase II
Cellular component (GO): transcription regulator complex
Molecular function (GO): transcription factor binding; RNA polymerase II cis-regulatory region sequence-specific DNA binding; DNA-binding transcription factor activity, RNA polymerase II-specific
Source: RefSeq, a predicted model, not a curated record